CCAAGGUGAUGCAAUUAGGAGGAAGUUGAUAAUAUCGAACGCCAACAUCACCAUUUCAAAAGCAUUUGGACAAUAGAGUACUACGUCGACUUCUCCUGGUUGUUCCUAAUCAGACAUAACGCUAUAACUGCAUUAACGUAGUCUAAAUGGCAGACACUUGGUGGAACCGUGCGGCAGUCACCCACUUACUGGUGGCUCUGUUUGGAAUGGGCUCCUGGAUUUCAGUUAACUCCCUCUGGGUGGAGCUGCCAGUCAUUGUGAGAUUCUUGCCAGAAGAAUGGACUCUCCCUGCUUACCUGUCGGUGCUGAUCGCCUUUGGGAACCUUGGUCCAGUGGUGGUGACGCUCACACAUCACUUUGCCCCCCGUCGCCUGAAUGAGCAGCUGCUGAUCCACAGUAUCCAGGCCCUGGCAGUGGUGGCCGCUGCCCUACUGGCGCUGCUCUGGGACUACAAGAUAGAGGUGGCCGGGCGCAAGCACUCACUGGCCUUCCUGAUGCUCACCUUCGUCCUGGCCUUCGUCUGCUGCACUUCCAACGUCUCCUUCCUGCCCUUCAUGUACCGCCUCCCGCCGCAGUACAUCCGUACCUUCUUCAUCGGCCAGGGCCUGAGCGCGCUGUUCCCGUGCACGGUGGCUCUAGGUCAGGGUGUGGGGAAACUUGAGUGCAGGACCGACGUCAAUGGUACCGUUAAGCCCGACUACCUGGAUGCGAACUUCCCGCCCCAGAACUUUUUCUGGUUCCUGGUAGUCAUGCUGAUCGUGUCGGGCCUCUGCUUCGCCGCGCUGAGUCAGAGGAUCUCUGGGGAUGGAGAAGCACAGCAGGAGGUCGCCGUUCCUGACCCCGAGCCGCAGAACGGCGAGGCAGUGGGCGGGGAGACACACCCGCUGCAGAACGGGGAUGUAGUCGUGUGCAAGGAGGAGGCGGAGUUGGAAAAGCCUGCGGCGGCUCCUGAACCAGCGACCUUCUGGAAGUCAAGGAACAUCUACUUGCUGGUGCUGCUGGGCCUCUCGAAUGCGUUGACCAAUGGGGUGCUGCCAUCUGUUCAGACUUUCACUUGCCUGCCCUAUGGGACCAUGACCUAUCACCUAUCUGUCGUCCUCGGCAACAUUGCCAACCCUCUGGCCUGCUUUGUGGCCAUGUUUGUUCUCCUGAGGUCUAGUGUGGGACUGGGCAUAAUGGCCUGCGCUGGAGGUGUGUUUGCUGCCUACCUGAUGGCUCUGGCUGCCCUCAGCCCCUGUCCACCCCUCCUGGGCAGUGCAAGUGGCAUCUCCCUUGUUGUGAUCUCGUGGAUCAUUUUCACUGGGCUGUUCUCCUACCUGAAGGUUGCGAUCGGGACGCUGCUUCAUGAGGCGGGCCACGCGGCACUGCUAUGGUGUGGGGUGUUCAUCCAGGCAGGCUCCCUGCUUGGGGCACUCUCCAUAUUCCCCUUGGUCAACAUCUAUGAGGUCUUCUCCAGUGGCAAGGAAUGUGUGGACAACUGCAGCUGACAAUCUCCCGAUCUCCAGAAGUGUUGUGGGAGCAUCCCAAACUGGUGUGUGAUCCGAAGUGUAAUGAACAUGUAAACAAAGAAAUCAUAGGGCAGGAAUGCCAUUUCACGCGUUCUGUAAGCUAAACAAAGUGCCUUGAUGCUGUAAGGUCACUGGUUGAUUUAUGGCCUCCUGCCUGGGUAUUUUCAGUGUCUCCUCCUUGCACUCACUUGCUGCUCCCACUUUUCAUGCAUAUGAAGCAUUUGUUAGACUCAAAUGUUGUAUCAGGGAACUGGAAUAUUUUAAUGAGUCAGUCGUAUGUUUUGUAAGUUACUCUCAUUUAUAGUGAUGCUGUUGAAAUAUUAUGUUAGUCAUAAUAGAACAGUUAAUGCCUUUUUACUGUAACUUUCUCAAUUGCCUCUAAUGGCAAGAUCACAAGUGUUAUUUGCAGCCUUACAGAAACAGUGACAGUAUUUUAAUGGCUGAAAAACAAUGCUUUGUUUGAUUGGAUGACAAGGCCAAGACAAUGUAAUUUUAAUCACAGAAAGAACAUAAACAAAGGAGUGGACCAUCUAGUAGAUUUCGUUAGACCAUUGUAUACUGUGACAUGUCUGACAAUGUUGUUGGCAGAUUCUACAGAGAAAAAGGCUCCCUAGGUGAUAAAGAAUACAAACAUUUAUGGUAGACACCAUCUUAGAAACAAUUGAAGCUCCAGACUGUGGAAAACAUCUCAGUGAUGCUGUAUGUACCAUUAUUAUUUUCUGUAACAAGGAAGUCAGUAUAAUCAUGGGAAGACAUUAUGUCUCAUAUCUUUGAGUUUUCGGUAACACUUUACUUGACAGUAUCGACAUAAGAGUGACAUGACCCUAACCUUAACUUGUUAUCCGAAUGUCACUUAAUAACAGAAGCGUUAUGUCGUAAACGUUUAUGACUUGUUUAAGACACGUUCAUGACAGUGUCAUGUCACUCUUAUGUCGACGCUGUCAAGUAAAGUGUAACAGAGUUUUCUUUAUUAUUUUAUCUCAAAUGCACAAAUUGUAUUUGCAUAUACUGGUAUCUGGGAAAGUUAUUUGUUAGUUAUUUGAGGGACAGAAGACUAUUGAAUUAGAAUAGUAUUAUAGCACAAACAGAGUUGGUAUGAAUAACUGAUUUUUCAGCUCAGAAUGAUGUUGCCAUUGUUGAUAUUUGAUGUUUAUUUUUUAUUUUGAUGAGGUAGUGUUUGUUAUUGUUUCUUGGUUUGAAGAUGACCUCUCAUUUUAUGUUAAUCUAUGAAAGUGCAUAUUUUUAGUUGUUGCCUAAAAGUGCCUUUUUUUUUUUUCAAAAACAUCCUGGCCAUGAAUAUACCAGGGAAGUUGUGGUUUGUUCAAUGUCCAAUUAUGAACAACCUUUAGUUGAUGUAGUGUAGUGCAUCAGGGGCCAUUCAGAUAGUGAUAUUGCUGUUGUCGGGUAGAAACUUUGUAUGUCCAAAUCCAUUCGUUUUUGCAUUGUCAUCAACAUUGUGUCAUCAAAAAAAAAAAAAAAGCAAUAUGGAGUUUUCGAGGUUACGAGGUUUCCACCCGACAGCAGCAAUAUGUUAUAUCAUGGCUAUGGGGUUAUAUUGCUUACUACUGAAAUGUUAAGAGACUACUGGUUGUUUUCUCACAUCAAGUAACGGUGUAUUAAUAUGGAUCUGAAGGACUGUUCCAAGAAAACUGUUGUGAAGUGAAGCCAGUGAGAUUAAUUACCAAUUGAAUUCCUGAGUAGUGUGAUUUGUAUUCUGAAAUUAUAUGAACAGUUAACAAUAUUAAUUGUAGCUCAGGGAAUUCCAAAUCUAAGCAUUUUAUUGUGGACUUACUGUAUAUAUUGUGCCAAAAGUAGUAUUGUAUCUAAAGGGACCUUUCAGUUGAAGUGGAGCGCAUUUUGUUUUGUAUGGUCAUUCCAUUUACAUCAGAUUACUUUGUCUUGUAUAUAUACAUUAGACAAACCACACAAUGGAAAACAAUUAAACAAACAUGCUGACUUGCAUCAUUCAUUACCGUCUUGUACGCACCAACUUUAUUGUCAUUUUAAUCAUUUUUUUCCUUUUAUUGUAGUGCCUGAAAGGAAAGUAAUACUGCAGAAAGUAAUUGUGAUGUUGAUAUUUUAUCCAACGGAUUUACCAUAGUGUUUCAGUGUGCAAUGAUAUAAUUUCUACAUACGUGAUAUGUGAUGAUUCAACAAAUUAAAAAAAAAUUAAGAAAGAACAUGUAACUUUGUUCAUCUGAGAAAUUAGAUAAUUUAAUCUGAGCCAACUCUAAUAAAACUCUAAUUGUGUUUACUAUGGCACUGAGACCAUAAGCCAUCAUUACACCAUGUAUUCCUUUAUCCAAUCUAUCAUUUUUGUCUUUCGUGUUUUAAAGGAUUAUCUUUCUUUUUUUUAUUAUCUUUUUUUUCUUUAAAUGGGAUUCAAGCAGGCCUGGUCACUUAUGUGGUGUCACAAGAAUGUAUCCUUUUAUGUACUGUAAGCCACUUUUGAAAUAAACGAAGAUAACUGUAA
Molecule: messenger RNA, 3981 nt
Organism: Alosa sapidissima (American shad)
Lineage: Eukaryota; Metazoa; Chordata; Actinopteri; Clupeiformes; Clupeidae
Gene: slc52a2
Product: solute carrier family 52 member 2
Exons: 5
Coding region: 147-1487 (446 amino acids)
Biological process (GO): riboflavin transport
Cellular component (GO): plasma membrane
Molecular function (GO): riboflavin transmembrane transporter activity; 3'-5'-RNA exonuclease activity
Source: RefSeq, a predicted model, not a curated record